Messenger RNA from Pecten maximus, 990 nucleotides. RefSeq lists its product as uncharacterized. The transcript is spliced from 3 exons. NCBI's taxonomy places the organism in Eukaryota, Metazoa, Mollusca, Bivalvia, Pectinida, Pectinidae. The coding region runs from base 1 to 939 and encodes 312 amino acids. The record is from RefSeq and is a predicted model, not a curated record.
AUGGAUCAGUGUGAUACCUACAAACGUAGCCCCACGCAUAUGGAUCAGUGUGAUACCUAUCGACUCACGUGGCCCCACGCGUAUGGAUCAAAGGAAAAUGGUGGAAGCUCAAAUGGUGGAACCUCUAAUGGUGGAACCUUAAAUGGUGAAACCUCUAAUGGUGAAACCUCUAAUGGUGGAACCUUUAAUGGUGGAACCUCUAAUGGUGGAACCUCUAAUGGUGAAACCUCUAAUGGUGGAACCUCUAAUAAUGGAACCUCUAAUGGUGGAACCUCUAAUGGUGAAACCUCUAAUGGUGGAACCUCGAAUGGUGGAACCUCUAAUGGUGAAAGCUCUAAUGGUGGAACCUCUAAUGGUGGAGCCUCCAAUGGUGGAACCUCUAAUGGUGGAACCUCUAAUGGUGGAACCUUUAAUGGUGGAACCUCAAAUGGUGGAACCUCGAAUGGCGAAACCUCAAAUGGUGGAACUUCUAAUGGUGGAACCUCUAAUGGUGAAACCUCUAAUGGUGGAACCUCAAAUGGUGGAAUCUCAAAUGGUGGAACCUUAAAUGGUGAAACCUCUUAUGGUGGAACCUCUAAUGGUGGAACCUCUAAUGUUGGAACCUCUAAUGGUGGAACCUCAAAUGGUGGAACCUCUAAUGGUGGAACCUCUAAUGGUGGAACCUCUAAUGGCGAAACCUCAAAUGGUGGAACCUCUAAUGGUGAACCUCAAAUGGUGGAACCUCUAAUGGUGGAACCUCUAAUGGUGGAGCCUCCAAUGGUGGAACCUCUAAUGGUGGAACCUCUAAUGGUGGAACUUCUAAUGGUGGAACCUCUAAUGGUGGAAUCUCAAAUGGUGGAAGCUCUAAUGGUGGAAGCUCUAAUGGUGGAACCUCAAAUGGUGGAACCUCUAAUGGUGGAACCUCUAAUGGUGGAACCUCAAAGGGACACCCUUUUCUAAUCGGGAAGAAGGAGGUUGACAAGGCUCAAAGGUACAGUACUUUGUUCCAGG